AUCAUGUUAUAUAAUAAGUUGUAAUGCGGAACCUAACAUAGAAAAUAUGAAAAAAGAAAUAAAAAUUAUUGUUGGUGUUUUAUUUGUCUCACUAUUAAUUUCUUUUAUCAUUAUGUGGCUUAAUAAAAAUCGAAAAAAUUUAUUAAAAGUUCAUAGUAGAGAAAUGUAUGAUCUAACUAACUCUUCAAUGCAAACAGAAACGUCAACUGGACGUUUAGAAAGUAUAACAUCAAGCUGUAGAAGUUCUUUCUCUUUCCGUAAUUCUUUUAAUAGUUUUACUUUGAACAACAUGAUAAGACCAACAAGGCCAGCAAACAAUACACAAGUAUCACAGUCACGUCGUACAACCUCUACAACUGCUACAACUAUCGAGAAUGUAUUAAUAGAAGUAGACGGACAAAAUCGAAGAUCAUUUGCUAGCGUUAUAAUACCUUUGACUUCUACGAGUAGAAAUAAUCAAAAUCGUAAUCACUAUAGAAGUGAUCCUAUUUAUCCUGAACUUUAUCCAAACGAUUCUAAUCAAGAUGUUCUUGAAAUGGAACCUCCUCCUAUUUAUAAACCAUAAUAAUAUAAUUUCGUAUGUUAUAUAUAU
This is a messenger RNA of Rhizophagus irregularis DAOM 181602=DAOM 197198, 592 nucleotides long. RefSeq lists its product as uncharacterized. The record is from RefSeq and is a predicted model, not a curated record. Lineage: Eukaryota; Fungi; Glomeromycota; Glomeromycetes; Glomerales; Glomeraceae.